AUGCCGAGCUCUUCCAACCCAGCUAACAAGGCAGGCGUUCCUCGCUCUGGUCUCGUUUGGGGCAUUAACCGUGGUCACCAAACCAAGCGUCUGGUCCCUGCGACCAAGCGCGUGAACAAAAAGGGUGUUGCAUCUGAGCGUGUCAAGUCUGUUCGGGGCGUGAUCCGUGAGGUGUGUGGCUUUGCUCCGUACGAGCGUCGCGCUAUGGAGUUGAUCCGUAACUCAAAGUGGGACGUGCAACAAGUGGAUAAGCGUGCGCGCAAGUUCGUCAAGCGCCGUAUUGGUACCAUGCGCCGUGCUAAGAUUAAGAUGGAGAUCCUUACCAACGCUAUUGCGGAGCAGCGCCGUGCUGGUCACUAA
This is a messenger RNA of Malassezia vespertilionis, 360 nucleotides long. It is a transcript of the gene rpl36, whose product is annotated as ribosomal protein L36. The transcript is spliced from 5 exons. Gene Ontology annotation, molecular function: structural constituent of ribosome. Bases 1 to 360 code for a protein of 119 amino acids. Gene Ontology annotation, cellular component: cytosolic large ribosomal subunit; ribosome. NCBI's taxonomy places the organism in Eukaryota, Fungi, Basidiomycota, Malasseziomycetes, Malasseziales, Malasseziaceae. The record is from RefSeq and is a predicted model, not a curated record. Gene Ontology annotation, biological process: cytoplasmic translation.